Mycosarcoma maydis (corn smut) is the source of this 2448-nucleotide messenger RNA. RefSeq lists its product as uncharacterized. Bases 1 to 2448 code for a protein of 815 amino acids. Gene Ontology annotation, molecular function: tRNA binding; ATP binding; serine-tRNA ligase activity. NCBI's taxonomy places the organism in Eukaryota, Fungi, Basidiomycota, Ustilaginomycetes, Ustilaginales. Gene Ontology annotation, cellular component: mitochondrion. The transcript has a single exon. The record is from RefSeq and is a predicted model, not a curated record. Gene Ontology annotation, biological process: mitochondrial seryl-tRNA aminoacylation.
AUGUCGGUCCAGGGCCGAGCGCGUCUAAUAUGGCGUACCUUGGCGAGGCCCGUUGUCUACCCUAAUCAAUGCCACUUGACGGUGGAAGACCAGAAGGGCAGUUGGCGACAUGCGUCCACAUCCAGAGUCAAGCUAGGUAUUGGCAAGAGCAGUCCUCGAUCAAGCCCGACCGCCACUCCGCGCACAAGCUCUCGUUUCAAAAGUGAUGCAUCUUGUGGCACGUCGUCUGCACUGAAGCCGCGAAGGCUCACACCCCCGCUUUCAGGUAGAGGAGUGAGCAACACAUUCAUCGAUGAAGCACGGCGUGACAUGCAGCUACGAAAGAUGCCGUACGAUGAGGCCGAUAUGAAAUGGCUCAGGGAAGCGCGUCACAGCAUCUACACACUAAAUGGCAAGCAGACUGAGUGGCAGGCUGAGCACAAGGAAUUAACGACCCAACUGAACAGACACUAUCAAGCUACCAGCAAAGCGACCAAGUCCCAAAAGGACAGUGCCAAGAACAAUGCCCCAGGCCCCAAGGCCGGGUCCGAUCCAUCUGGCAUAUCUGCGACCGAGACGAAGCUCAGUCAGGAUGCAGGAGCGGUAUCGGAAGACAAAGUCAAAAGCCUUAAAGAACGCGCGAAAAAAGUCAAGCAAGAGCUGGACGGGGUGCUCAAGCAGCAAGAAGAGAUCCGCGCCCGGAGUCAAAACAUCCGUUUGUCGUGGCCGAAUCACUGCCAUCCUGAAGUCCCAGUUGGACCAGAGGAGAACGCGGUACUGUUGUCUGUUGAAGACCCGCUCAACGUUCUGCCAUCCGAGUUCGACGAGAUGAAGGAGCCUUGGAACAAGUCGGUCAUGCAAGCAAAGCACUUUCCGGAUGGACCCAAACCGGAUCCGAAGCGCGAUCAUUUGUCAUUAGCAGCCUCAGCGUGUGCAGCAGAAGUUGACAUGAUGUCGGGCUUGCUGGCGACGGGAAGCUCGUGGCCGUAUCUCCUCGGGAGUAUCAGCUUGCUCGAGCAUGCCUUAUCGCAAUACGCCAUGUCGAUCGUGGUACGGAAAGGGUUCAUUCCCGUGUCACCGCCUGACGUAGUACGUGCCGACCUUGCCGAUCGAUGUGGCUUUCGACCGAGGGACGAAAAGGCCAAGCAGACCUACUUUCUGGAGACAGCAAAGGGCAAGGGCACCGAGAAAGGGCAGUCGCAUAGUGACGCUGACCUCUGCUUAGCAGCCACAGCAGAGAUUCCGCUCGCCGGGCUUCUAGCAGCUCGAACCAUUGACGAGACAAGAAAAGACAAGCGAGCGUCAACCUCUGAGGAAGGAUCCUGUUUGAUACAAGAGUCAAAGCUGCCCAUUAAGCUUGCAGCACUAGGACAUGCAUUCCGAGCCGAGGCGGGCGCUCGUGGCGCCGACACGCGCGGACUGUAUCGCGUGCAUCAGUUCAGCAAGAUCGAAAUGUUUGUUGCCACGGAAGGACAUGUAGAGGCAAGCAAUGCCAUGCUUGAGGAACUCCGAGCCAUUCAAGAAGAGGUGAUUGGUGGACUUGGGCUGCCAUACCGCGUGCUAGACAUGCCCACGGAAGAGCUGGGUGCGAGUGCAUAUCGCAAGUAUGACAUUGAAGUGUGGAUGCCUGGGCGAGGGUCUUGGGGGGAGGUAUCUUCGGCUUCCAAUUGCACGUCGUACCAAGCACUGCGGCUGGGUAUCAAGCUCAAGACGGCGGAGCCUGUUUCUCAGGAGAACGGAGAUCCGCAUCACCCGACCGUGCAUACGCUCAAUGCGACUGCAGCUGCGAUUCCGCGUUUAAUCGUCGCUAUCCUCGAAAACCACGGCGUGGAGAGAGGCAAACUGGUGCUGCCUGAUACGCUCGCUCCUUUCUGGCUUGCGGGAGACAAGGACCCCAAUGUGACGUGGCUGCACACUGGCAAGCUUGAAGCUGGCUCGGGGUCGCGGCUUCAGAGAGCUCUGACGCAAGUCCGUUCCAUCGCUAGGAAGAACGGCACAGAUGCACCAACCAUGAUUGCGUCGUUCCUCGUUCUGCACGAGCUCACUGCCAUUGUGCCGCUGGUGAUCAUGUUUUACUUGUUUGGUGCGCUCGGGGUGGGCACGGCUGUUCUCGACUGGCUCCUCGGAGACGGCAACGAGGCGACCGAAGAAUCACUCGGAUCGCGAUUUAGGGCAUGGGCACGAAUCAAAGAGGAGCGAUUCGAGCGAUAUUGCCGCAAGAAAGGCUACCUUGGGUUUGAGAAGCAAGACGUCGAGCAGAUCAACGCAGCUAACGAUCUGGGUAAGACGGGUCAACUGGCAGGCUCAUUUGCCAAUAUGGUGGCUGCGUAUAUUAUUGUCAAGGCGCUGCUGCCCGUGCGUAUCGGUGCGUCGAUUGCGCUGGCAGGGCCGUUCUCGAAGGCGGUGUUGGAGCCGCUUAAGCGCAUGCUCGGUCGUGUUCCGCUGGUUCGUCGUCGCACACCUAGCUAA